Messenger RNA from Pogoniulus pusillus (Red-fronted tinkerbird), 3555 nucleotides. RefSeq names its product interferon alpha and beta receptor subunit 1 (gene IFNAR1). Bases 956 to 2599 code for a protein of 547 amino acids. The record is from RefSeq and is a predicted model, not a curated record. Gene Ontology annotation, molecular function: protein binding; type I interferon receptor activity. Gene Ontology annotation, cellular component: plasma membrane. NCBI's taxonomy places the organism in Eukaryota, Metazoa, Chordata, Aves, Piciformes, Lybiidae. The transcript has 11 exons. Gene Ontology annotation, biological process: type I interferon-mediated signaling pathway.
UAUGAUUCCUCUCUGGACAGAAGCUGUUCCUUAUGUUGGAUUGUCUAUGCCACCCUUCUCUGCCUUAUUCUGUUCUGCUAUCUGCUUAUGAGAGUGAGCACUCUAGAGCUGCACCCUAUGUUUAAGAUAAGUCUAUAAGGAAUUCAUAUCAUGACAUUAAGCUUUCUUUUUUACUCCUUUAAUUCCAUGUCAGUUUCUAACUUUUUUUUUCCCCUGUUUGGAUUACUGCUGAGCACUGACUGCGAGUGCUUGCUCUUUUCUGUUGUUGAAUAACACUGAACAACCUUCUGAAAUUACCCUGAAAGCUACAGUCUUUCUUGAGUAAUGGAUCCAAGAUACUUUGAAGCCCAUCAUGGAUUUUAAUUUAAUUUUGCAGGUAGUUUCUCUGAGUGGUGUGUUUCUGUAAAGGCUCUCACAUGUCACUGACAACAGCGCUUGAUGUGUGGUUUCAGCCUUUUGUGUGGAGGAUUAAAAAAGUGUAAAUGUCAAGAUGGAGUUCAGCUUCGCUUUAACUUGCAUGAGGAAGUUCUCAAAGAAAAAAGGCAGGUCUGAGACAUAUGACCAUCACAUUUUGGGCCUUUAACCAAAGCUAUUCUGGAGUAAACUGCUUCUGAUUCACUGUGUGUGACCUUACUCUGGGACUGGAAUAUCGUAUCUUCUUCCAAAUGCCAGAUUCCAGACCUAUUUGUACAAUGUUGUUUGUGUCCAAAGGUGGGACAUGAUUUUUUUUUCUUUUCUGUGCUAUUUACCAGCUUGAGAAAAUGCUGGCAUAGCUUAAAACAUGACUUGGAUGUCUUACCUUAGCAUGUUUUUUGUAACUUGGUGAGACAGUGGUUAGAAGAUGAAUUUUGAAACUAUUUUGUUCCUGCUUCCAGACUUCCUUUUUCCUCUCUGUCCUCAAAUCUACAUGGUCUAGUAGAAAUUAUUGUGAAGCUUAAGAUAAGAACUUGAAAGCAUGGGAAAGAUACUCUGCCAAACUAAUCUGAAGAGUCCACAGGAUAUUCAGGUUUAUAUCAUAAAUACAAAUUUCACUCUAAGGUGGAACUACACUGGGAAUGAUACCAAUGUGACCUUUUCUGCAGAAUAUCAGUGGUUUGAAGAUUUUGAGACAAAUGGAACAGAAUGGAAGGAGUUGCCUGGGUGUCAAAAUGUUACUAGCAGGGAAUGUGACAUUUCCUCUGCAAUAACCAAAUACUACGAUGCAUAUCAUGUGCGUAUAAGGGCCAGAGGAAGGGAAGAAGUGUCUCCUUGGUCUAGCAUUUUUGAAAUGAUUCCAUAUCUUAAAGCUCAGAUUGGUCCUCCAGAAAUAAAGUUGCAGUCCAUAAAUGGAGCCAUAAAAAUCAAGGUUUCUCCUCCAGAAGCAAAUCAGAUCAGAAAAAUGUGGACAGAUCAUCUAAGCUUUAAAUAUAAUCUAGUUAUCUGGGAAAACUCAUCAAAUGCAGAGUUUAGAAGUCAAAGUAUUUUUCCUACUGACAUAAUUGAUGAUCUUGCACCAGAAACUACCUAUUGUCUGAAAGUACAAGCAACUCUUUCUUUGGAACAGAAAGAAGGCUUAUUCAGUCCCAUUCGUUGUGUAAAAACUACUCGUAAAGUGAAUGACUUGCACUGUGCAACAAAUGUGACCGUUCUUGGCUUGAACAUGAAGUUUUAUCUGCACUGGACUAAUCAAUAUAAACAGCCUGUGAGGUACAACGUACAGUAUCUCACUGGGUAUCUAAAGAAACUUCAUGAUGACUACUCAUCAAAGUGGCUCAAUGUUCCUGGAUGUGGAAACAUCACCAAUACACAAUGCAAUCUCUCUUCUAUCAUCACUGCCAAUUCUGGAUUUUAUUACUUCCAUGUGCAAGCUGUGAAUGAACACAAUAAAUCAUGUCUGUCUAAGGAAGUAAAAGUCGAUCCUCUGAUAACAAAUGAAAUUGGCCCUCCUGAUGUGAAGGUGGACAUCAGUGAUGUUUUUCUCCAUAUCCAGAUUUCUCCUCCAGGAGGAACUGAAAGUGAAGUCAUGAGAGACCGUUACGGCUUGUCUUACCGGGUUCUGUAUUGGAAGAAUUCAUCCAAUAAUGAGGAAGAAAUUAAAAUGAAAGAGCUAAAACAGACAAUAGGGACAGUCUCUGAUCUAACACCUGCGACUUUGUACUGUGUAAAAGUACAAGCCUUCUCAAAAUUUUACAACAAGAGCAGUCCUUACAGCAAAGAGGAAUGCAUCAGAACACCGGAAGGUAAAACUUUACCUCUGGUCAUUUUAACAACAUUUUUCGUUGCUUUGAUUAUUUUCUGUCUUGUGGCGACAGCGACUUUUUUUGCCCUGUAUCAAGCCUACAAGAAAAUCAAAUAUGUGUUCUUUCCAUCAUGCCAGCCUCCUCUGAACAUAGAGAGUUUUGAACAACAGGUCUUUAGCAGCCUUUACAUGCCAGCUACAGAAGAACAAAUAGAAAAUUGUUCAGUAAUUGAGCCUAUCAUCACAGAAGCAAAUCAAAUUGAUUUUAAAGACUGCAAACGUUCCAAACAGAGCAGCCGAGAUUCAGGAAAUUAUUCCUAUGAUGAUGAUACUUCAGGGAACAAAGCAUCAGAAGAAACACUAGAAAAGGACAUGGUGUAACUUUUCAGAAAGUAGAGCUCCUGUGAGGGACUGGCAGUGUAAUAAGCACUUCAUUUUUCUUAUUAUUUUAAUAAUAAGUCCGAGCCUAAGGAAGACAGUGUGACUUUGGGACCUCCACUGCCUUUUAUGAUAGAAAGAAUAUCAUCUGCAUAAACAGGAGCAGGUCUUCAGACUUUAUAUAAUGUACUUAAACCUGCUAACCUUGGCAAAAGCCUAGUCUGUCCCACAAGAAGACUGUUUCAUUAUCUGAGAGGUUUGUUUUGAAUGCCUGCGUGUACUGUCACAGAAGCCUUAAAUGCCAGUAUUGACUCUUACAAUGUUUACACAGGCAGAAGGCAGCACGCUACAGGUUUGCACUGCAUUUAGGAUAAAAAACCCAAAAAAUAUCCAAGCCAGAUGUUCAUUGUGAGAAGAAACUAAAGAAUACUGUUACUUUCAAUGGCAAGGCAUGUUAAAAUACAUAUUCUUGAUUUAAUUUUUAUUCCAUUUGGCUACAUAACCAGAAGUGUAAAAUAUUUCCUUCUGACUGAAUCUUAUUUAGAAAUGUCAAUCCCUUAACAAGGAGGAAACUUAUUUCUGUAAUUAGAAAGACCCAUGCUGAGUCUAGAAAAUCCUUUUGUAACAAAACGUGAAGGUGCCUGUCAGUCAAAGCUUUUCCCACUUAGUCUCAUUUUGCCAACAGACUUCUCUUCAUACAAACUACAAGGAUAUGCUGCAAUAAUGAUUCAAUAUUUGUGCCACUUCCUUCUCAUGAAGUAAAUCUUAGGAGUUUAUUUUUUAUGGAGAAAGUUAUCUAGAGUGAACUGGUUUUGAGCUUCAUGCAGGAUGUUGUUUGUGACAAGCAACCAUUUGUGUUACCUUUUUUUUAAUUUUGAAGAUGUGAUCUAAUUUUAUAAUUUUUUAUUUCUUUAUGUUCAUAGAAGAACAUAAAUAAAUUUUGCACAUUUACUACUUCA